AUGUCAGAUUCUUCAGUUGAUGAUAAAAAAGAUGAAACAAAACCAGUUUUAGAUCAUAAUUUUCCCCAAUAUUAUCCCAAUCCUGGAUAUUAUUAUCCUCCAUAUGAUCAUUUUCCAGGAUCAUAUGGACAACCUUAUCUUGGUUAUCCUAACCCUAACAUGCCACAAUGCCUUUAUUUCUACCCAAAUUACCAAUCUGAUUGUUAUGAUAAUAAUAACAAUAAUAUAAAUACUACCCCUCAACCCGAAUUAUCAAAUGUAGCCCCACCAUCAAGAAAAUCGUUAACUUUCUGUCGAGUCUUGUUUUGCCUUAUUUUCAUUAUAAUCUUGGGUAUCAUUAUCACUCUCGUAGUUAUAUGGUGGAAAUUUUUACCAUAUGAGCCCAGAUUUGAGGUUGUAUCAUUCGUUGUGAAUUCGUUCGAGAUAUCUAACUCCUCAAAAUUGAGAGCAGAUUGGGAGAUAGAAAUGAACGUGUAUAAUCCUAAUAAGAAAGUGGAUAUUAAGUUGGAGCAUAUAGCAACUAGUUUGAUGUACAAGUAUACACUUCUUGAAACGUCGUUCAGUGCACCUUUUAAAUUGAAUAAAAAAAGUGAGGCUACGAUUCGUGCUGAUUUUGAUAUUCCAAAUUCAAAUCAUAAGGAAAUGGGAGGUCUUGUUGUGAAUGAUAUAGCUCGAGAUCGAAGAAAAGGUCAUUUAUCUUUUGAUUUGAGGAUAGAAGCUAAAAUAUUGCAUAUAGAAGGGAACAAAUCGAGACGCCGAAAAACAGUGUAUGUUAUAUGUGAAGAUUUAAAUUUGGAGUUCAAGAAUUCUUCUAGCUUGCCAAAUUGGGAUGGUUAUAUAGUGGAAUGCACUUUCGACGAUGGUUAA
This is a messenger RNA of Nicotiana tabacum (common tobacco), 867 nucleotides long. RefSeq lists its product as uncharacterized. The record is from RefSeq and is a predicted model, not a curated record. NCBI's taxonomy places the organism in Eukaryota, Viridiplantae, Streptophyta, Magnoliopsida, Solanales, Solanaceae.